Messenger RNA from Lacerta agilis (Sand lizard), 2761 nucleotides. RefSeq names its product DnaJ heat shock protein family (Hsp40) member B6 (gene DNAJB6). The coding region runs from base 120 to 1058 and encodes 312 amino acids. The record is from RefSeq and is a predicted model, not a curated record. Gene Ontology annotation, molecular function: Hsp70 protein binding; ATPase activator activity. Lineage: Eukaryota; Metazoa; Chordata; Lepidosauria; Squamata; Lacertidae. The transcript has 10 exons. Gene Ontology annotation, cellular component: endoplasmic reticulum membrane; cytosol. Gene Ontology annotation, biological process: positive regulation of proteasomal ubiquitin-dependent protein catabolic process; protein refolding.
CUUUAUCAGAGAGCGGGAAGGGACGCGGGGAGGGAGAGACGGGAGCUGAGCGCUGCAGUCGCCGGCCUUGAAGGAGAAGAAGAGCUCGCAGGACUAUUGUUAUCAAAGCAAUAUAAAACAUGGUGGAUUAUUAUGAAGUUCUAGGAGUGCACAGACAUGCCUCACAAGAAGACAUUAAAAAAGCGUACCGCAAACUGGCAUUAAAGUGGCACCCUGACAAGAAUCCAGAUAACAAAGAAGAAGCUGAAAGGCAAUUUAAGCAAGUAGCUGAGGCUUAUGAAGUUCUGUCCGAUACUAAAAAACGUGAUAUCUAUGACAAAUAUGGAAAAGAAGGCUUAAAUGGAGGAGGAGGUGGAACUCAUUUUGACAGUCCAUUUGAAUAUGGUUUUACAUUCCGGAAUCCGGAAGAUGUCUUCAGGGAAUUCUUUGGUGGAAGAGACCCAUUCUCGUUUGAUUUCUUUGAAGAUCCUUUUGAUGACUUCUUUGGCAAUAGGCGAGGGCCACGCGGAAAUAGGAACAGAGGUGGUGGAUCCUUUUUCUCGGCUUUUGGUGGAUUUCCUGCAUUUGGGAGUGGUUUCUCUUCAUUUGAUACAGGUUUUACUUCAUUUGGUUCUCUGGGACAUGGGGGCCUUACUUCAUUCUCCUCCACAUCGUUUGGUGGCACCGGGAUGGGCAACUUCAAAUCUGUAUCGACUUCAACUAAAAUAGUUAAUGGCAGAAAAAUUACUACAAAGAGAAUUGUUGAGAAUGGACAAGAGAGAGUAGAAGUUGAAGAAGAUGGCCAGUUAAAGUCUUUAACAGUAAAUGGUGUAGCUGACGACGAAGCUUUUGCAGAGGAAUGCAGACGCAGAGGACAAAACGCCUUGCCUUUCCAGCCUGCUAAUGCCCGUUCUCCAAAAUCAGCCCUGAAGCCUGCCGCCUACCCCAAGCAUACCUUUCACUGUAAUAGCGAUGAGGAUGAUGACUUGGUUAUGACCAACUGGGAGACGCCCAUUUAUUCAUCAGGUGUGCACAAAAAGGAUACAAAGAAGUCAGCAAGAGGAAGAAGCAGAAGCUGAGGGAGGAGCAGAAGAAGAAGAAGUCAGCCAAGACACCCUAUUAAAACGGACUUCGAUGCCCCCAAGCACAGACCCUUUUGCCGUCAUGCCACUUGACCCCACCCACACUCCUUUCCUGGUGCUUAUAUUUUCUUACGGCUAAUCUCACUUAGCAAGGGGGGGGGGACUAUGGCUCCUCUCUAAAGUACACUAAACUUGCACUAUUACGCUUGAGCACCACAGAUUUGCUUGAGUUUCUGUAUGACACCCCCGUCAGAAACCCGCUCGGCGGAAGUCACUUCCAUUGAAAUCGGUGGGUUUGGCUUCUGAGCAGCGUGUUUAGGACCAGGAUGUCAGGUGCAUCAGAUAAGCAGAUCCUGGCUUGAAAUGUGUUUUAUUUUCGAAAAAAAGAAAAUAAUAAUAAUGUGGUAGAACCUUUUCAACCUCUUUCUUUCCUGGGGCUAAAGCUAUCGUAGUCUAGUGUGCUUCUUCUAGAACUUAAAAAGGUUGUAAACAAUGUGUCUAUAUUAAAACAAAAACAAAAAACAAACAGUUUUCAUCAUGGGAUAUUCUGACCUUAAUAUGUUUCUCAUUUCAUAUGACCUUAAUUUUCCUUCAAACCUUAGCUGGACUCCCCCAUAAUGGCUAAGGAUCAGUUCUUGGGGGAUUCAGCCCUGCAUCUUAUUUUCCACAGGGGAAGAUUGCAGUUGAUUUUCCUUGCUUGCAUGUGCCAUUAUUUAUGUGGUAUGCAUCACAAGCAGUGGGCCGUGAUUGUGAGAGAACAGGUCCAAACCCCACCCCCAAGCUUCUUAGUGAAAUCAACCCCUGCGAGUUCAUUGUGAUCUCCAGAACUCUCUCUCUUGAGCCAAAUAAUAAAAGGCAUACUUUGAAAUACUUCCCUACGUCCAUUGGCCGAAAAUCAUCAGCCUUGAUGAAGUGUUCAUGGCAAGUAGAGCAAGAGUCGCAUCACCCUGUCUCGCCUGCCAAAAACCACCCCUCUUCCUAGGGUGGCAUGUGAGGCUAUACAAGAGUAGAGAGGAGCCUUGACUAGCUGGAAAGAGCUUAUGGCCUGUAUUCCUUGGUCAGAAUACGUAUUUGUACUUUGGGUGUAUACAGUGUGUGCUGGUUCCCAUUUGGUCUAAAUUGGGGUUGAAGGGGUGAAUUAAGGAAUUGGAUGUAGCAAGCCAACUUCAUUCCCCUCCAUAUAAAUGUUUCAUUUGCAUGGUACGUGGCUUCUCUUAACCUCAUAAAUACUACUAAGUUGGAGCCGUCCAUUCCUUUAACUUUUCCCAAGCAUGGUUACUGUAUAAGCAAGUUGCCUCCUUGCUGCUUAAUCUGCAAUUUGAAGUUCUCAGCUGCUUUGGUCUCCUGUGUGUUUCCCCCCUCCCUUCUCUCACUGAUAAAUUAUGUGGCAAUUCUCUUCCUUGGCACUGUUGGAAACCCCAAAUUUCCUGGAGAAAUCUUUGAUUAGCCCCCCAUAUAAUGUAUCGUAGGUCCAGGAAGAUUAGGAUGCAAGAGGAUUUGGGGUACUUAUUUGGAUUAAUCUUUAAUGCUCGUAUUAUGAAAAUGUAAUCUUGUGCAACUCAUUAGGUAUUUAAAACACAAUAUGUCUGAAGUUUGAUGCAGAACCGUCCCUCCCCCUUUUUUGUUACAUGAAUACCACUGAUUUGUGUCGUGCCGUGUUACUAAUAUUUAAAGAAAUAAAGCAAGUUCCCCAUUCCUUG